AUGUCCUCGCUUUUUUUACGUUCACGUUUCUUUUUAACUAAAACAAAUAACCCGACAGUUUUCCGAUCUCUAUACCCACGCGAACGUAAUAAUAAAAAUAAUUUAUUAGUUUGUAGCAGCGGCAGCAGCGUUGCAUCUAAUAUUCGUAAGUACGCCUCAGCGUCUCAUGACGACAACGACGAACAUUCGACCGAAGAAACCGCUAAAUUCCCUAAAGAACCAGGAUUUAAUACUCCAUUCUGGCGUAACAGUCUAUUUGUGGUUAUUCUUGGGUUUGCGUGGUAUCACGUCGAUAAAUACAUCACAAAAAAUGGUUUAGAAAGACAUCCAAUAACGGCUCUUGUGGAAUCAUGGAUUACACCAGAGCCGGUUAAUAGACGUAUUCAAAUUGAAUCUAUGCUGAAAAUGGAAGCUCACGCGAAAGAAAGGCUUGAGGUCCAAGAGCUUGAAAAACCAUUAAUUAGACGCAUUCGUUACCCAGAAGCGUUCGAUAUUAAAAGUCCGUAUAAUGUGAUCCCUGGUACUGAAGUCGAUUUAUCGGAUUUGGUAAUACGAAAAGAUUAUUACUGA
Messenger RNA from Ambispora leptoticha, 570 nucleotides. Lineage: Eukaryota; Fungi; Glomeromycota; Glomeromycetes; Archaeosporales; Ambisporaceae. The record is from the annotation of a GenBank genome assembly.